Messenger RNA from Sinocyclocheilus grahami, 3646 nucleotides. Its product is annotated as interferon-induced very large GTPase 1-like. Gene Ontology annotation, molecular function: GTP binding. Bases 156 to 3290 code for a protein of 1044 amino acids. The record is from RefSeq and is a predicted model, not a curated record. The transcript is spliced from 8 exons. NCBI's taxonomy places the organism in Eukaryota, Metazoa, Chordata, Actinopteri, Cypriniformes, Cyprinidae.
CGUAUUCACACUUAGAGAAACGUCUUUCUUGUUCAUAAACAGAUUAAGCAACACUUCAACUGAAAGGGCGAUGAACAGUGAGACAGAGGCCACAAGGAUGCUCAGAUGAGCUGAAGCACUGCAUAAAGACACUCGCGACAUCAGUGGACGACAUAAUGGCUGACAGGGAAGGCAGAUCCGGUGACUGGAAGACCAGGGAAAGACGGGAUAGGAGCAAGAGCAUGGAUGGACGCCCCAAAAUGGACAGUAGUCCAGAUUUGGAUUGCCCUGACAAAACUGAACCCAAAAUCAAUGAAGAAAGAAUGAAGGACAUUAGAAAGUCAGCAACAGGAGAAACACAUGGGGGAGAAAACAAGGACUUUGGAACAGGAGUCAGACCAGAUCAAUGGCUACAAGAAGAGAAUAAAAAAAUGAAUUCUCUAUUUCACAGGCUUCAUCUUGAAGGCAGGCACCAUAAUAAACUGAGAGCUGCAGAUGUCCUUCAGAUAACCAAACAUUCAUUACAGUCCCAUGAGUCUUGUGCUGAAGAUGAGCUGGUUCAGACUUUCAUACAAAAACUACUGAUGAUGAACUACAGAGCAAGAUUCAUUCAUGGUAAUAAGGCCAGUGAACAGGUUCGAGCAAGACAAAGAGACAAUAACUCUGAAGAUGAGGGUACUAUAUUUGAUAAUGUUUUUAAAGUUAUAUCUUUAUCAAACAAUGGAACAAGUCAAUCUGAUCAAAUCCAUCCGAUGGAUAUUCAGAUGGCCGUGUUCCAUUGUGCUGAUGGUUUCCUGAAGCAGCUGAUGGUCACUAAACUGUCCCAGUGUCAGUACGCUCUGCCUCUGCUUGUUCCUGAUCCAUUCACACAACAGAUUGAGUUUCCUCUCUGGACAUUCAGACAAAUCAACAAGAGCUGGAAGAUGAGAAACACCAACAAUGAAGCCAUCAGUCAAACCCAGCCGAUCUACAAGGCAGAAACUCCAAUGGUAUUUUUCUUCAGGUUUGGCUCUGUGUCUUCAUCCAAGUCUCAGCUGAUGAACAGUCUGAUCAAUGAGAAACACAACACGUUCUUCCACAGGAACUGCCCAGGCAGCAGCAGAACCAGAGUCCUGAUGGAUGGAGUGGUGGAGAUCGCCUGGUUCUGCUCCUCUGGAUCAUAUGAUGAUAAAUUCACUGAGUGUCUUGCGUUCUGUAAUCUACAUGGUGAUGCAGGAGAUCAUGAGAAACAGCUGCAGAUCCUCACUGAAAUGGCCUCGGUCAAUGUUGUCCUUCUACCACGACUAGACAGGAAUGACAGAAGCAUGACAAAACUUGAAAAUCUCUACAAGGACUCAAAGCCACUAAUUUUUCUUUUGACUGAGGAUGUUUCAACUCUCGUUGAGAUACAGAAAGGAAAAUACAAGGUUGGUCUGAAGGACAGAAGUCAGGCAGAUGUAUCUGAAGCACUCAGAAGAGCUUUAAAUGAUUGUCUGUCAGAGUCAUCUUAUGCUUUCAGACUUGAAGAUGUGUCGAAACACUCUGACAUCAGAGUAGAUGAGGAAGAUGAUGAUGACUGCAGGAGAGGAAGAGAAGCAGCACAGCAGAUGAUGAGUUUACUGGAGAAGAAAGAUCUGAGAGAAAUCAAAGAAUCGUUUCUGCCUCAUCAGGGGAAACUGUGGCAUCAGUGGAGUCAGAAGAACAAAGAACUACAUCGACCUCAAGGAGAUGAGAUAGAAAUGGACAUCAGUAGAAAACAAACAGACUUGAAGAAAAUCCGGAAACAGCAACAUCAACUGGCAACUGUACAAACUGAACUUGAGGGAAUAUCUGAGGAACUUCAAGAUGCAGUCUUUGGUUUGGAGCACAUCAUGAGGGAGAUCGGUCAGAUCUAUGAAUCAUGUUCAUCUGUUAAUGAGAACAAGAAAGACCUGCAGAUUCACUUCUCUUCUCUCCCGAGUCUUGCAGCAGAGAUGAUGAUCUCUGGAUUUCCACUGGAGCUGAUGGAUGGAGAUGCUGCUCAUGUUCCUGUGAUCUGGAUCUCUGCUGUUCUAGAUGAACUCGUCCAGAAACUGGGAGACCAGAGAGUCUUCGUGCUGUCAGUUUUAGGGAUUCAGAGCUCUGGGAAAUCCACCAUGCUGAAUGCUAUGUUUGGACUGCAGUUUGCCGUCAGUGCUGGCAGGUGCACCAGAGGAGCUUUCAUGCAGCUGAUCAGAGUCUCUGACGAGAUGAAAACACAGAUGAACUUUGACUAUAUUCUGGUUGUUGAUACUGAGGGUCUUCCUGCCAUUUUUGGUGAGAUCAUCUGUCAGAAACUUAAAGAGCCCAUUGAGCAGAGUCUCUACAAGAAGACUGCUAGAGAGCUGGCAAAUGAAAUGAGAACAGAAUGUGCAUCACUGAAAGGAAACAGAUCAAAUCUGGAGAAGCACAUCCUGAAAACACUGGCAGAAGAGGAGGAUUUUGACAAAUACAUGGACUACAUUGAUAAUCCCAGAGAUCACUUCAAGAGUUUCAUCAGAGAUGAAGUCAGACAGUACAUCAACGAUAAGUUCAGUAUCAGUGUUUUACCCAAGAUGAAGGAGAACACUAAACUCCUGCAGCAGAAGAUCAUGAAAGCAGCACAUGAAUCAACUGAACAUGUUCAAGUGAACAGUGGAGAUGCUGGUUUGUGGUUGAAGAGUUUCACACAGCAGCUCUCAGAUGAGCUGAUCUUCUCUCAAAAACACCUCAGUGGAGUCAAACAUGAUGAUGUUGAUGAUUUCAACCUCCUAGAAGAUGUGAUAAGACAAGAACUUAAUGCUAUAAUGUCAGACAUCAGCAGUAGAUUCAACAAAAAUACUUUUCCAGAAAAUCUAGACUAUAAGUUCAGACCAGAUGAGCUUCUAAUUGAUCACUUGUGUCAGUGCUGUUGGGUUCAGUGUCCAUUCUGUAAAGCCAUUUGCACCAACACCAUAGAAAACCACGGUGAGGAUCACAGUGUUCCUUUUCAUCAGGUUAUUGGACUAAGCGGAAUAUAUUUUGCAAAAACAAAUAACCUGUCUGUCCACAUCUGCACAUCAGCAGUAGCAAAGCACAAUUUACAUUUUCAUCCCAUUGACUCAGAAGAUAAAGUCCCCUGGAGAGAAUACAGAAGAGCAGGAGGAGUUUAUGCAAACUGGAGCAUCACCCCUGACCUCUCUGAACUGCCCUACUGGAAGUGGUUUGUGUGCAGAUUCCAGAAAGAUCUGGAAAAACACUACAGUAAAACAUUUGAGGGGCAGGGAAAGAUACCAGAUGAAUGGAGAAAAUACUCAAAACAUGAUGCUAUUGAGAGUUUGGAUAAAUACAUUUAAUUGAACAAGUAAAAUACAUUUAUUUUAGGUCUCCAUUUCACAGAGCACAGUUUAAAAUUAGUUUCUGUUCCUCACUUCACUGACUAUCUGUUCCACGUACCAAUGCCUGUUAACCCCACUCUCCACUCCAACAAUACAUUUGCAAUUAUGAAAACUGACAUGCAUUUGUAAUGAACUAAAUUAGAUAUAUAUGGGAAGUUAUUUAAAUUAGUAUCUGAUGGCAUUAGAAAUGAUAGUGCAUGAGUGCAAAGUGAUGUUUAAUAUUAUUAGUCGGAAAUUGACACUGUCACUUCUUGGCAAUAAUGUUUGAGUUUUAGAAUGUUUGGGAAUAAUAUCAGGAAAUGCAUCAGUUGACA